GCGUGUCACUACCGACGGAUUUCCUCCAUGCCCCGCCAAUACCCAGAGUCUGUCAGGCCUAGGAACCAUGGCCGUGGCCGUGGCCGUGGCCGCGGAUGUAUCGUCUGAUAGUCUGCGUAACGCUGCAAGCACGUCGCCAAGGCGGCAACGAACAACGAUGGGCCAACCGUUGGAUCUCCAGAUCUUAUGUGGGUGCGGAAGAUCGCGAUCGCACUAGAGCGAUGACGAGCCACGAAGAGUCACGAACAGCCACGCCGGCCAGGGCAGGUGACGGCUCCGGCUACGGCUGUGCUGGUGCUGGAACGAUCAGAUCGGACUGGGAUCGCCACAUGGCCCAGUCUGGCCCGUCUGGCCCGUCUGGCCACUCUUACCACUCUGACCCAUCUCAAUUCGCUGGUGUUACACACUGCGGAAUUAUUACAUUUGGCUCCUGCAGCAAGCCAUGUCGGUUAACUCCACGGCACUACGAGUUGGACGGUUCCCCACGCAGAGCUGCAGGUGGUGGCGUUUGCCGGAUGCGUUUUGUACCCAGAACACUUUUGUGAAAAUUAUCUAGGUGGCUAACGUUAUUCUGUAUGGGGAUCCCCACAUCAUUUAUCCUCAUUUAUCCAUUAGUCGGCAUGGGGCAUUUCAUUAAUCCGCGUCUAAUUAUUACGGGAGCGUCUGCCAAUCACAGACGACGGUCGCCCAGGGAUUUACCUGGUUGGC
This is a messenger RNA of Suhomyces tanzawaensis NRRL Y-17324, 708 nucleotides long. RefSeq lists its product as uncharacterized. Lineage: Eukaryota; Fungi; Ascomycota; Pichiomycetes; Serinales; Debaryomycetaceae. The record is from RefSeq and is a predicted model, not a curated record. The transcript has a single exon. The coding region runs from base 96 to 545 and encodes 149 amino acids.